Didymosphaeria variabile is the source of this 1602-nucleotide messenger RNA. RefSeq lists its product as uncharacterized. Gene Ontology annotation, molecular function: DNA binding; DNA-binding transcription factor activity. The transcript has 2 exons. Gene Ontology annotation, biological process: meiotic cell cycle; positive regulation of transcription by RNA polymerase II. NCBI's taxonomy places the organism in Eukaryota, Fungi, Ascomycota, Dothideomycetes, Pleosporales, Didymosphaeriaceae. The coding region runs from base 1 to 1602 and encodes 533 amino acids. Gene Ontology annotation, cellular component: nuclear chromosome. The record is from RefSeq and is a predicted model, not a curated record.
AUGGAGGGCUUCGACACCAUUACCAUGUCCUACUUGGCCGCGCCAAUGUCACUCCAGAACGUAACCGCGCCCGACCACCUGCAGGCCCCCAUGAUGCCCAUGGACCAGUUCGACCAGCGCUCUAAUUAUGACGCCGAGACCUUCGCCGGCAGCGAGGACGCCUUUGCACAGCACCACAUCCAGCCGCCGCCGCGCCUGCAGCGCUUCCCGAGCGCCUACGACGACCCCUUCUCCGACGUGCUGAGCACCUACGACCAGCCGCUGCAGCCAGACCCCAACGGCCUGCCCGAGAGCCCCAGCAUCGAGCGCGACAACAAGCUGCUCAGCUUCUCGCUCCCCAGCGUGCCCUACACCCUGCUCAACUAUGUCGCCCAACGUGUCUCCAUAUCUAUGUCUGCCCAGCUCCACGGCAUGUUCUUCCUUGCCGAAUCACCCUGGGCCUCAGCCGGUGAUGUCGCCGCAGCCCCGACCGAGUUGACUUGUUACCGCCGCAACCUCUUCCAGAUCACAGGCACUGUCACGCUACCUAGAAGCCUCCAAUUCCUCUUGACCGAUCAAGGGGACCAACUGCCCAUCAUCGGACAGGAGCUCACCAUAUCCGCGACAGAGUCGCUCGAGGGAAACCCAGUCAAGAUAAUAUCGGUGCCGUGGAAAACCCCUGCGAGCACUGCUGCAGUCGUCGAGGAUAAGACAGAGAAAGAGCCCCCUUCAUUUCCACUCGAUCUCAACAGUGGGCAAGACAUGGACUCGGACUACGUCAAUUUCCCAAUCAGCUGGAAGAGACUGCAAUUCAGAAUUGCCACUGCGAAUAAUGGGCGGCGGAAGGAGCUACAACAGCAUUUUGUCGUGAGGCUGAAGGUCGUGGCCAUUCUUUCCAACGGUGCCAAGGUGCCGGUUUGUGAGGUGCACUCAGGUGCCGUUAUCGUGCGCGGCCGCAGCCCGAGAAACUUUCAGUCCCGCAAAGACAUGCCAAUCAGUGGGACAGGUGGCUCUAUCCGCAAAGCUCACGCUUCGCACCAGCCGAGCAGGACACCAACAGGUGAUGCGCAGCAAACCAGCCACAGCAAUAACAAUGUGCAGACCACACCCGGUACGACCAAGGCGAUGGACACGCUCCAGCUCCCGUUCGAUUUUACCUCAAAUGAUCCUAUCCUGUCGCCUGAGUUCAGCCUGGACUGGAAAGUGCCUGCUGCCCCGAUGACUGCUAUCCCACCAGAUCCAACGCCCCCACCGAUAACGCCCUAUGCGCGGUCAACUCCAGAUCUUUCUCGGAGUGGCGCACAGGCACAACACGCAGUCAUGGCGCCAGUGUCCUUAUCUUUGACUGAUGACGAGCCGAAGAAAUCUGCAUCUCCGUCCGAGCAUGCAAAGAAGCGUGGCACUCCUGCGCGACCGCCCUCCUUUUCUGUUGGCCUGAUCAAUAGUCCAGAUGAAAGUGCAGAUCUGUUGUACGAGUAUUUCCCCCUCGGACUGGAUGACUGGAUGCCACCUGUCGAUGCUGUCUACCGGCCACAUGUUGUCCAUCAUACCAAUCUCCCACCAGAUCCGAAAGCGCUCGCGGUGAAGAGCAAGUCUAAACGAUACUUUUCUGAUGCUUGGUGA